Molecule: messenger RNA, 710 nt
Organism: Prorocentrum cordatum
Lineage: Eukaryota; Dinophyceae; Prorocentrales; Prorocentraceae
Source: the annotation of a GenBank genome assembly
CCCCGUUCAGCCUGAAGCCGCCGACGCCAGAGGUGCGCACGGUGCUGAAUGCCUACACCCGCCCGCUAACGCCAUUCGGCACGGACGCAGAGGUGGUCAAGAAGAGGUCCUCGAUUGGACCGAUGACCAGGAGGCCUUCGGUCGCAAGGAAUUCGCUGGGGUCGCUGCAGCACCUGGACCUCGUGACCACCAAUGCGUCCCCGGUGCGCCGCCGCGACGACAAUAAGCUGCAGGCCGCCAACAUCCUGCGCGAUUUGGGUCAGCAGCUGCGCGCCUGUGGUUGCACCGAGGGUGCCGAUCUCGGGGAACCCUACCUUGGCCAGCGGAGGCUCGAGGCCUCCGCGCUGCUGCAGGGCACCAGCCCGAAGUCCGACCUCUCGAGGCGUGACCUGCGGGUGCGGCAGGCGAAGGAGGGCCUCACGGACCUGAGGCAGCUGAACCACCGGGUGGCCAAGGCGGGGCGGCAGGCCGCGGCGCCCGUGGCGGUGGCUGGCCCGCGCGAGAUCGCCGCGCAGCGCAAGGCGGCCCGACGGGCGGGCCCGCGCGCCCCGGUCCAACCACGCGCGGGGCCAGGCCGAGGACGAGGACCCCCGAGGAGCCGAGCGAGGAGGAGCUGUCCUCCAGCGAGCGCGAGGCGACCAGGAGGCCCGCGGAGCUGCCGAUCGUGGGGAGUCCUCUGGACCGCAAAGCGGUCGUCGAGAGGCUGCUGA